AUGAGACGUUCACCACUACUGUCAGGAGAGGUUGAGAGUCGAACAGAAGUGAUGAGAAGGAAGCUAAGAAACAGAAAGGGGGGGGCCACGCUGGGAUAGUCCCAGGCGCGUGACAAUGUACAUCCCUAAGUCAGCCGCGGGUGAAAUCGCCGGCGCGCCUAAGUCCCCACCGCAAGGGGGCGGGCUAGCGGGCGCGCGCAUGAAUCCGCCGGCGCUGGCGCGCUGAGGCAGUCGCGCGCGUCUAAGUCCCCACCGCCGGGGGCGGGCUAGCAAGUGCGCGCAACGACCGAGGCGCCCCUGUCGAGCUGAGAGUGGACUCUUCACACAUGUGAAGACUGUACCCGAGGCAAGGCGUCCACUCAAGUCCCCUAUGGCCGACUGCAUCCGAUGCCGAUCCCUUCUGGUCCUUGGGAACAAGUGGCCAUCGACUUCAUGACAGGACUGCCUCCGGUCGAGCUCGAAGGGAGGAUGGUUGCUCAAAUCAUGGUGGUCACUGACACUUGGGGCAAGAUGGUUCACCUGAUUCCCCUCCCAGCCGACGCCGACUCGGAGCUCGUUGCCGAGAAGUACUAUGCCACCGUCUUCCGACUGCAUGGGAUGCCUUCCGCCAUCGUUUCCGACCGUGAUCCCAAGUUCACCUCGCAGUUUUGGCGGGCAUUGCAGGCAAAGAUUGGCACCGUCUUGCGAAUGUCAACCGCGGCACACCCCGAGACGGACGGAUCGAGCGAGAAUCGGAUCAAGAUGGUCACCCAAACCCUGCGGAUCAUGGUCUCGUCAAACCACGAGGCUUGGGUAUCUCGUCUUGUUGAAGCUGAGUUCGCUCUUAACUCUUCUGUUGCUGUGUCCACGUCGCUGUCGGCUUUUGAGGCAACCUACGGCUACCUUCCUCGACGCUGGCCCUCGGAUUCCUGGUCUGUCUCGGACGUCCCUCGUGCGGAAGCGUUUGCUCGGAUCCGACAAUUACGGAACCUUGACGUGACGGAUGCGAUCAUUGGAGCACACCUCAACCAGUCCCAUCAGGCCAACAAGCAUCGACGCCCAGACGACCCCGCCUUUCGGACCGGCAGUUACGUCUAUCUUUCGACAAAGAACCUGGCAGUUCCUGACGGCAUGAAGUCGAAGUUGUUGCCGCGCUACAUCGGCCCCUUCCGUAUCCGAGCGGCCAUCCCUGCGACGUCCAGCUACGACCUCGAGCUCCCUCCAGCGAUGUCGCGAGUGCACAAUCGUUUCCAUGCUCGACUGCUUCGGCCUUGCGUUGAGAAUGAUGCUGAAAGGUUUCCUGGGCGUGACCCCGCAGUUCUUUUUGUCGAAGACGUAG
Microbotryum saponariae is the source of this 1318-nucleotide messenger RNA. The record is from the annotation of a GenBank genome assembly. Lineage: Eukaryota; Fungi; Basidiomycota; Microbotryomycetes; Microbotryales; Microbotryaceae.